AUGCGACCAGUCGUUCAGGAGGGAGAAGAAGAAGAUCUCGUUUUCGUGCAUAUUUCUCGUCCGGAUGACUUGAAGGCCAAGGGCACACGACGUACGAUCCGGCGACAUGCAAUGCGAGAAAUUGGGAAGUCUAGACGAUCGCGCAAGCGACCGCAGACAUGGGAGUUAUCUUUGAAAGAUGGGAUUCUGGAUGAUGAUAGGAGUUCAACCAGCUCAUCGCACGACGAGUUGGCUCCAUAUUCUUCACGAAAGCCGAUCGUGUUCGACCCGUAUAAUGCCUCCUACUACCCGAUCCCACUGGACGAUCGAAUCAAACAGCUCAUCCAUUUCAUGAGUGCCGAUUCAGACUAUGUUUUCCGACCGUUUCGAGCGAUCUGGUUCUCGAUGGCCAUGACGGACGCUAGCGCCUUCCUCGUAUCUUUGGCAAACGCUGCGAUGUUUCUGGAUCAGAUUCACCAAAGAAAGGCAUAUCAGUACGAGAAAAGCGUCGAGUGCUUGACGUUCUACGGCAAAUGCGUCAAGGAGGUAACACGCCGAUUGGAAAAUUCGAACGAUCGCGUAAGCGCCGGUGUCAUAACAACCAUUCUGGGGCUCAUUUGUCAUGAGCUUUAUGUUGGGACAUUGGCUCGCUCGCGGGCUCACUUGGCGGGAGUUCAGCGAAUUAUCCAAGUGCGAGGAGGAUACGACGGGCUUCACGAGACCAUUCCGCUUUUCGUUCCAUGGUUUGAUGUCAUCACGAGUGUAGUUGAGGAUCUUUCUCCUCGAUUUGCCGGCUUUGACCCGGACGUAAUAAAACUGUUCGAUUCAGAAAGCGACCAGAUCUACAGCGCUCCAUUCUUGCGAUACUUGGUUUCUGACAUUGCCUUGCACCAUCCAGUCUUCGAGGACGUUUGCACGGCAUUCGAAAAGGUUGCAAUUGGGGUCACAUACCUCAACGACAAUGCACAUCAGCCCCCAGGUUACUGGAAGAACGAGGAGAGCAUCCUCGCCAUCAAACUGUUCGGUCCAGUGACGCACUUUCUGCUUUCGAUGGAUAGACCGGUGUAUUCAACGCCAACGACUGGCCGUUCGACCAAGGAUGAGCCUCCCAGCAACGACGAUGGCAAAGAGGUGAACACAGCCAAGUCCGCUGAGCUCACGAAAGAGAUGAUCCGACUGUCGAUACUCAUCAUGCUCGCGACGAUCAAGAACGACAAGUUUCAAUUGGCCGCGCGAGAGGCAACCUUCCUCCGUGAAAAACUAUCGACUGUGAUUGACCGCCUGCGAGACAUUCAAAGCGCCUCGACGUCCCUUUGGAAAGUCCAGCUCUGGGCCUUGGUUAUCGUUUCGCUCGUUGAGAUGUCGGACCCUAUCUCCGUUCCAGGAGAGACCGGAUACAUCAACGAUAUCUGUCGUCUGAUGGAGUUGCUCUGCAUGAUGACCGGUCGCGAGGCGGUGGGUCUAGUGAAAGACAUUCUCUGGGUGAAUAGCAUUUGGGAUUCGGUGACUGUGGAUGACCUCGUGGCUCAGAUUGACGGCCAUCUUUAUUCGUAG
Aspergillus melleus is the source of this 1533-nucleotide messenger RNA. RefSeq lists its product as uncharacterized. Lineage: Eukaryota; Fungi; Ascomycota; Eurotiomycetes; Eurotiales; Aspergillaceae. Bases 1 to 1533 code for a protein of 510 amino acids. The transcript has 4 exons. The record is from RefSeq and is a predicted model, not a curated record.